This is a messenger RNA of Sphaeramia orbicularis (orbiculate cardinalfish), 3795 nucleotides long. RefSeq names its product angiopoietin 2a (gene angpt2a). Bases 278 to 1765 code for a protein of 495 amino acids. Lineage: Eukaryota; Metazoa; Chordata; Actinopteri; Kurtiformes; Apogonidae. Gene Ontology annotation, biological process: blood coagulation. The transcript is spliced from 9 exons. The record is from RefSeq and is a predicted model, not a curated record.
CAGCUCUAGCAAGUGGCUGGGGGCUUGAUGAAAGGCGAACACAUGCAGUCUGGCACCGGUAACCUAAGGGAAUGACACACUACCUCUAAUUCCUGAUGGGUUUUUCUCCUCCUACCCCUGACUGCUAAUAAAAGGAAUGUGAACAACCUCAAGAGGACUGUUUAAACUUGGAUGUUGCUAGGGAAAGGCAACUAGUUAUUGAGGGAAGACCAAGGAAAAUCUAAAAACCACAGGAUUUAUAACUAAAGUCAAUUUAUUUAAUAGCUUGACAUCGAAAAUGCUGCAUGUGGACUUGUUGGUUUUAAGUUUCUGCCUUGGUCUAGGGACAGGAUAUACGAAGAGUUCAGACACUACUGUUGGUAAGAGACAGUAUCAGAUCCAAAAUGGUCCAUGCAGCUACACCUUUCUGCUGCCCGAGCAGGACAGCUGCCAGAACCAGUACAAUGAUCAGGUUCAAAGGGAUGGUCCGAUAGACAGUGACGAGUCGGCACAAAGGCUGGAGCAACUGGAGAUCAUCAUGGAGAACAACACACAGUGGCUGCUUAAGCUUGAGAACUACAUACAGGACAGCAUUAAGCAGGACAUGGUCCAAAUCCAACAGUCUGCCGUACACAACCAUACAGCUACAAUGAUUGAAAUUGGAACAAAUCUACUGAGUCAAACUGCAGAGCAAACAAGGAAGUUGACCAACGUGGAGGCACAGGUAAUUACCCACACAACUCGACUUGAGCGAAAACUUCUUGAAAAUGCCAUAUCAACCAAUAAGUUGGAGAAACAAUUAAUAGUCCAAACUAACGAAAUAAACAAGCUGAGUGACAAAAACAGUUUCCUGGAGAAGAAGGUGGAGGAAAUGGAGGAGCAGCGACAGGUGGAGCUUAAGACGCUUCGGGAAGAAAAGGAGCAGCUUCAGGUUCUGAUCCUGAGGCAGACAGCCAUCAUAGGGGAACUGGAGCAGCAGCUGCUCAAAGUCUCUUCCAACAACACUGUCCUGCAGCAUCAACAACAGCAGCUUCUGGACACUGUCAACAACCUCAUUCACACCAUCUCUACGGGCACAGCUCGAGUGACCAAAACUGCCAUGAUGCAGGACACUCCGACGACAUACACAGACUGUGCAGCUGUCUUCAAGUCUGGAAACACCCAGAGUGGGGUCUACACUCUCACAUCACCAAACACUACACUAGAGGUUAAGGCUUUCUGUGACAUGGAGACAGAAGGAGGUGGCUGGACAGUGCUACAAAAACGCUUUGAUGGCAAUGUUGACUUUCACCGUACGUGGCAGGAGUACAAAAAGGGUUUUGGUGAACCUUCAGGUGAAUUCUGGUUAGGAAAUGAGUUUGUUUCCAGACUAACAAAUCAACAGUCCUACAAAUUAAGGAUUCAGCUGAGUGACUGGGAAGGAAACUCUGGAUUCUCACAAUACGACCAAUUUUCCCUUGACAGUGAAGCACAAAAUUAUAGGAUACACCUUAAAGGCUACAGUGGAACAGCAGGCAAAGUAAGCAGCAUUGGGCAGCCAGGAAGCGAUUUCAGUACAAAGGAUGCAGACAACGACAAAUGUGUUUGCAAAUGUUCCCAACUUACAACAGGGGGUUGGUGGUUUGAUGCCUGUGGUCCAUCCAAUCUGAAUGGAAUGUAUUAUCAACAAGGCCAAAACUCAAAUCGCUUCAAUGGAAUCAAAUGGUACUACUGGAAGGGCUCAGGCUACUCACUGAAGUCCACUACAAUGAUGAUAAGACCGGCUGAUUUCUCAGGUUCCCUCUGAUUUAAAUAAGAUGGAAAAUGUACCUGAAAAACUGAGGCGAACACCAAAACCAAGUAUAGAGCUUCUCAAGGGAUUCAACGCACUUGGUGAACAUAUUUCUAUAAACACAUUCGCAAGGAAAGACUCUGGACCUAUUUGAUGUUUGGAACCAAAUGGUUUGCUGCAUAAAAUUGGGAACACAGACUCUUCAACUAACACUAUCAGAUAUUUUUCAUGACUGUGGUAUUAACAGACAUUUAUAUGUAUAGUAAUUAUACUGAGAGAUUACUAGCUAUCAGGUAAGAGAGACGUAAAGAGGCAAAUCAUAAAUAAUUAGUGAUUUUUUUCCCUAUUUUUGAUAUAAUCUUCACAUCAGUUCAACUCUACCUAAAAUAAUAGACAAAAGACUAUGGUACAAGGAUAGCUGGUAUAAAAGUGGCUCAUCAUUAGUUUAUUUUAUUUGUUCUAGAUAUGUGUCUAUUGAAUGUCUAAAUGGCAAAUGUAAAUGUAACGCCACAGAAAGUGUUUCUCUUAUGACAAUUUUUUUUCCCUCUCAGAUAAUGUAUGUACAUUUGUUUUGUUUUAUUUAUACAUAAGUUUACAGGAUGUUAGUUAAGAUUAGAAUGUCUAUUUUAGAGAUUUUAUGCAUUCUGACAGUUCGACCUGAAUGCUAGUUCCUACCAUGGGAACCUUUACAUUGCACAUAAACUAGGAAAAAUUAUCUUCAGAUUUUUUUUUUUUUAUUUAUAUUAUAUAUUUUUCUGAAACUAAAACAAUUUUAUGGGAAAGUUUUAAUGCUAAGAACAGGGAAUUACAACCUGACUACAAAGCUCCAUCAGCUGUUAUAUACCACUUACUGAAGUGAACAGUUUGAUGAGGGCAUACUGGAGUUUCUUGGAUCUAGAACAAAAUAAAUAAAUUCUAAAGGCUCUAUCUCAUGUUUGUGUUGCUUUUUAAAUAUUGCUAAUUAAGUAAUUUAAUUUUCAGACAGCAUUCAUAUAGCAACAUUUCUACUACUUCAUGAACUAAUAAGUGUCUUGCAGCUGGAAUUAUAUCAUUUAUAUUAUCAUAAUAAAGGCUAUCUCUGCGUAAACUGGAUGCUGCAUUAACUCAAACCUCACAUUUCAAGCUAAAACACUGCCCAACUUAGUUUUUUUCAUAGGAAUACUUUUAAUCUGUUAGAGCAUUCGCGGCACAGGGUUAAAAAUACAACAUCUAUGCUAGAUUGUAUGAUUUAUGUUUAAUGCUAUGCUUGUAGAUUUACAUUUUUAGUUGAGAAUCACUGUUUCUAUGAAUCACAAUUUCAAAAAUGGUAAAAUGUUCCUGAUAUACAACAAAUGUAAAGAUCUAUGGCCACAUUAUCAGAUAUUAGAUAAUGUUGUAGUAUAAGUUUAUAUCUUUAAAACUGACAACUCCUGAGGGCUAAACCUUAAUUUUAAGGGUAGAGAAACUGAUGAGAAAAGGCAGACUGUGGUUUUCCAAACGCUGGCUACGUCCAUAAGAGCAGAGGAAUGUGAAAAGGCCACGGGGACUUAAAAUAUUUCCUCUCUCACAACAAACCGCAUCAUAUCAAGAGGAAAUGUGAUGACAUUGGUCUGCAUCAGGACCUCAAGUCUUCCCUCAUGCUGGCAGAUGAGGAGAGUGAUUCAUGAAUGACGAGUUCAGGAAGAGGCAACAUCCACAUUUCACACAGGAUGCUUAACAAAAAACAAGAACUCUGAAAAUGGAUGACCGACAAUAAAAAUGAGGUUUCCGACAGACUUCCUCUGCUCAGGUUCCACUUGCCUUUAUUAGUUGUAAGUGUCAAAGUGGUGUGUAGCAAAUACAAAUUCAAUAAACAUUUAAACCACAAAUUAGAUGCUAAAAAACAGAUGCAGUUCAAUACAUUUUCUUUCGAUUAACAAACUAAUUGUCUCUUAUUCUCUCUACUAUUAGUACUUGUUUUAGAGCUGGUACUGACCUGUGCUGCAGGGAAAUGAUCUGAAAGCUCAUAGGGUUCCUCUGGAAUCCACUGCCUUUUCUCCAAACACCAGAGAAUCUAGUCAGAUAAA